Messenger RNA from Penicillium cataractarum, 1164 nucleotides. RefSeq names its product phosphoglycerate mutase. The record is from RefSeq and is a predicted model, not a curated record. Gene Ontology annotation, molecular function: phosphatase activity. Gene Ontology annotation, cellular component: cytoplasm. Lineage: Eukaryota; Fungi; Ascomycota; Eurotiomycetes; Eurotiales; Aspergillaceae. The transcript has 2 exons. Bases 1 to 1164 code for a protein of 387 amino acids.
AUGAAGCUUUGCGCUCUGAGCCCGGCCCUUUUGGGUCUUGUCGCAUCCGUGCAGGCCACUUCGUCCUGGUCGAUUGAAUACUCCACCGUGACGGGAUAUUUCCUGCAGGAUGAGACUGCGACUGAUGCGUCGACCUUUGACUAUACUGCUGUCAACUUCGGUCUCAUCAACCGCACUUACCCCGCAGACCAGUCGCUGAAGCACAAUGGCAAGGACUUCACCCAAUGGGAGCGCUUCUACCACCAGGUCCAGAAGCUGAACGACGAGUCCAACAAGGACGUCGAGUACAAGGUGCUUUUCCUCGGCCGCCAUGGUGAGGGUUGGCACAACGCCGCGGAGACCUACUACGGUACUCCAGCCUGGAACGUGAGUCCACAUUUCCCCCUCAUAGCAACCUUCGCCCACCACCUAGCUAACCAUGAUCCCCCUCCAAUCCAGUGCUACUGGGCCGAACUUGACGGCAACUCAACCGCAACCUGGCACGAUGCCGCCCUGACCACCAACGGCAUCAACCAAGCCCUCAAGGCUCACAACUUCUGGCAAAAGGAGAUCGACGAGCAGCGCAUCCACACUCCGGAUAACUACUACGUCUCCCCGCUGACCCGCACCCUCCAAACCGCCAACUACACCUUCAACGGCCUGAACCUGCCCCACGGCGCUGCCUCCUUCAAGCCGCUGAUCAAGGAGCUCUUCCGCGAGGGCAUCAGCAUCCACACCUGCGACCACCGCCGCAGCAAGACCUACAUCAAGGACCUGUUCCCCUCCUGGCGCAUCGAGAGCGGUUUCGCCGAGGACGACGAGCUCUGGAACGGCGUGACCGCUGAGACCAGCGCUGCGCAGGACGUCCGCUCUACUACCGCGCUGGGCGAGGUCUUCUUCGCUGCUAGCAGCAAGGAGGAUUCCUUUGUCAGUGUGACCAGCCACUCGGGCGAGAUUUCGUCUAUCCUGCGUGUCCUGGGACACCGCACUUUCAGUCUGAGCACCGGUGCUGUUAUCCCUGUGCUUGUUAAGGCGGAGAAGGUUAAGGCUACUGCUUCUACUACUACCUCUGUGUCGUGGACUGUUAGUGCGCAUUGCACGGCGCCCCCCGUGACUAGUGUUACGGCUUGUGUUUGCCCGUCGAGUGCGGUGCCUGUUACGACCCCUUUGGUGACCGAUGUUUAG